AUGUCUUCCCUGACGCACGAUGACUACACGAUCGCGUGGAUAUGUGCCUUGCCGCUGGAGGUUGCGGCCGCUCGCGUCAUGCUGAACAAAACCCACAAUUCCUUGCCUAACCCCCCCUCCGAUCCGAAUGCCUACAUGCUUGGCGAACUAAACGGCCAUUAUAUAGUCAUUGCCUGCCUGCCGGAUGGCGUGUAUGGAACAGUCUCUGCCGCGGCUGUGGUAUCUCGCAUGCGCCCAACGUUUCCGCGGCUUCAAUAUGCACUAAUGGUGGGAAUCGGAGGCGGAGUUCCAAAUACAGACAACGAUAUCCGACUAGGCGAUGUAGUGGUCAGCAAACCGAUUGGAAUGUACAGUGGGGUGAUUCAGUAUGAUUAUGGCAAGGCAGUUCAAGGCGGGAUAUUUGAGCCAACUGGAACCUUAAACAAACCACCACCGACGCUCCUAAUGCACAUGAGUCAACUGGAGGCAAAACAAAUGAUCGAGGGCAGGGAUUCGGUAUCAAAAAUUGUAUGGGAUGCUCUGGAGCGAAAUCCCCACAUGACUGAAAGAUUCUCGCCCCCGGAGCAUCACAUGGAUUUUCUGUUUCGUUCUGCUUAUCACCAUGUCAAGAAGGAAGAGGACUGCAAAAGGUGUGAUAAACAGCAAUUGGUCCAGCGACAAACCCGUGAUACUAAGGCACCUUCUAUCCACUAUGGAUUGAUUGCAUCCGGAGAUCAGGUGAUGAAGGACUCGGACACACGAGACCGUCUAGCUCAACAGCAUGGGAUACUCUGCUUUGAGAUGGAAGCUGCAGGCCUGAUGGAUGAGCUUCCGACAUUGGUGAUCCGAGGUAUUUGCGACUACUGCGACUCUCAUAAGCAGAAAGAGUGGCAGGGAUAUGCAGCAUUAACAGCCGCUGCCUUUGCCAGAUUAUUGAUGUCAGUCGUGCCCGUGUAUCGUACACAGUCCGGCUUGCUGAAACAGAAAGUUCGGCACUGGAUGGUCCCAUUCGCAAGAAAUCCAAAAUUCGUUGGUCGCCAGCAUGAAGUGAUGGAGCUGGAGAAACUAAUUGCAAUAGAAAAUGGGCCUGCACGGAUUGCGAUCACUGGUUUAGGGGGCGUGGGGAAGACACAGGUAGCCCUAGAGGUAGCAUACCGCAUACGAGAGCGAGACAAGGAGUGCUCAAUUUUCUGGGUCCCAUGUACCAGUUAUGCGAUGAUUGAGCAGACCUUCCAAGAUAUUAUCCAAUUUUCUGGCAUUUCAGAUGUGAAGCCGGGCGAGGCUAAAGAACAGAUCAAGACAUACCUCAGCUCCGAGCGUGCAGGCAGAUGGAUUCUGAUUUUCGAUAAUGCAGAUGAUGCUGAGAUGUGGUCAAUAGGUGACAACACGGAACCAGCCCUUGAGGAGUUUCUCCCCCAAAGUGAACAAGGCCGCAUUUUAUUCACUUCCCGCAAUCUGGAACUUGCAGUGGAUCUCACCUACUCGAAUAUCAUUGCCAUUCCAGACAUAGAUCAUCAAACUGCGAUACAAAUCCUGGAGAAGACAUUAGUGCAGAAGGAGCUACUCAAUGAUCAUACAAAGAUGAUUGCUCUUCUUGAACAACUAGCAAAUCUUCCCUUGGCGAUUGUGCAGGCGUCAGCAUACAUCAACAAAAAGCGGCUUAGUCUGUCUACAUACGCAAGACUAUUGAAGGAGACGGAGCAAGAUGCGGUUGAACUCCUUAGCGAAGACUUUAAGGAUCCAGGGCGUUAUAAGGAUAUUCAAAAUCCAAUUAUGACCACGUGGUUGAUAUCAUUUAAUCAAAUUCAGCAACAAGAUCAAUUGGCGGCGGAUUAUCUAUCUUUCAUGGCCUGUGUUGAUCCACGCAAGAUUCCCCAGUCUCUCCUUCCAUCGGAAGCUGCCAAAAAACCAACACUAGAUGCUUUAGGUUUGCUGAAUGCAUACUCCUUUAUUAGCAGUCAUGAUAUGGACAUAAGCAUGCACAGACUCGUGCACAUUGCGAUGCGAAACUGGCUCAGAAAGAAUGGGAUGCUUAGUAACUGGGUCUACAGGGUGGCAAAUCGAAUGCAAACAAUUUUUCCUGGUGAUCACUAUACCAAUCGAGGGUUAUGGCGAGAAUACCUUCCCCAUGCUCUGGCUGUUGUGAAUGGGAAGGAGUUCAAAGAGCUUCCGACAGAUCACAGUAAUUUUAUGGGUAGAAUUGCAGAUUGUCUUGCUAGUGAUGGGCGAUUUCAUGAAGCGGAGGUGUUAUACACUCAGCUGAUGCAAAUGAAACAGGAUAAAAAUGGCGCUGAGCAUCCCUCCACUCUGACCAGCAUGGCGGACCUGGCUUCAACCUACCAGAAUCAGGGACGAUGGAAUGAAGCGGAGCAGCUGAACGUGCAGGUCAUGAAGACAAGGAAGACAGUGCUAGGCUCUGAGCAUCCUGACACUCUGACCAGCAUGGGGAACCUGGCUUCAACCUACCAGGAUCAGGGACGAUGGAAUGAAGCGGAGCAGCUGGAGAUGCAGGUCAUGGAGACAUCCAAGACAGUAUUAGGUGCUGAGCAUCCUGAUACUCUGACCAGCAUAGCAAACCUAGCUUUAACCUACCAGAAUCAGGGACGAUGGAAUGAAGCGGAGCAGCUGAACGUACAGGUCAUAGAGACAUCCAAGACAGUGCUGGGUGCUGAGCAUCCCUCCACUCUGGCCAGCAUGGCGAACCUGGCUUCAACCUUUUGGAAUCAGGGACGAUGGAAUGAAGCGGAGCAGCUGGAGGUGCAGGUCAUGGAGACAUUCAAGACAGUGCUGGGUGCUGAGCAUCCUGACACUCUGACCAGCAUGGCGAACCUGGCUUCAACCUACCGGAAUCAGGGACGAUGGAAUGAAGCGGAGCAGCUGGAGGUGCAGGUCAUGGAGACAAGGAAGACAGUGCUGGGUGCUGAGCAUCCCUCUACUCUGACUAGCAUGGUGAACCUGGCUUCAACCUUUUGGAAUCAGGGACGAUGGAAUGAAGCGGAGCAGCUGAACGUGCAGGUCAUAGAGACAUUCAAGACAGUGCUGGGUGCUGAGCAUCCCUCCACUCUGACCAGCAUGGCGAACCUGGCUUCAACCUACCGGAAUCAGGGACGAUGGAAUGAAGCGGAGCAGCUGGAGAUGCAGGUCAUGGAGACAUUCAAGACAGUGCUGGGUGUUGAGCAUCCCUCCACUCUGGCCAGCAUGGCGAACCUGGCUUCAACCUUUUGGAAUCAGGGACGAUGGAAUGAAGCGG
This is a messenger RNA of Aspergillus affinis, 3229 nucleotides long. RefSeq lists its product as uncharacterized. The record is from RefSeq and is a predicted model, not a curated record. Lineage: Eukaryota; Fungi; Ascomycota; Eurotiomycetes; Eurotiales; Aspergillaceae. The annotation marks the transcript as partial. Gene Ontology annotation, biological process: nucleoside metabolic process. Gene Ontology annotation, molecular function: catalytic activity; ADP binding; protein binding. The transcript has a single exon. Gene Ontology annotation, cellular component: kinesin complex.